AGGGGAACUUUCGAAUAUUAUUUAAUUUUAAAGUCGACAUUUGCUGUUUAUAGGUAUGACGAAAAACCUACUUUUAAUUGACUGUUUCUUAUUAGAAAUAAUAUAUUAGUUACUUAAAAGUUUAAACAGAUCACAGCAUGAAUGAACGUACUACAAUAAGCCGAUUAAAUCGUCAUCCGUAGUGAGGUCAUACCCAAAUGUAUAGAUAGUUAAGUGGGUAACUGUUAUCUAAUCUAAAUAUACUCAUUACUAGCAGUUCGUCCAACUACACAUUCGCGAAACAUGUGCGGUCUAAAAUAACAUUGUAAAAAAUUAAUAUGUAUUUAUUAUACUACAUACUACUAUAAAUUAAUACUUAAUUUAAAAUUAUAAAACAUACAAUAUAUAAAUAAUGUAAUAUAUAUAAUAGCUAAGUACUUAUUUAUAUUAAAAAUGUUAGUGUUAUGUAUUAUAUUUGUAACAGCAAUUGUUAUUGUGACAUUGUUUUAUGUUUUCUGUGAUGUUAACUACUUUAUUCGCAUGGGUCUAACUGUUCUUAUUUCGAAAAUAUUUCAAAAGAAAAGUGGAAUUAAGGACCCCAUUACUAUUUACGGUUUCUGCACAACUCAAGAUGUAGACUUCUUGUUAAAUCAUAUGAACAACGCCCGGUACAUUCGUGAACUAGACUUUGCAAGGGUCAAUUUCUACAUCAGAACAGGAAUUUAUGCUCACAUUAAAGCUAUCGGUGGUGAUGUACUCCAGGGCGCAACGAACAUACGGUAUAGACGGACUAUAUCUAUAUUCAAAGCAUACAAAAUUGAAACAAAGUUGACUUAUUGGGAAGAUAAAUCACUUUUCUUUGAGCAUAAAUUCAUUACAUUCGAUGGAUUCGUUCGCACCGUAGUAUUGUCUCGGCAGAAUCUCAUCAACGUGGAUGCUGAGACGCUUAUGAAGAGUAUUCCUGGAGCUGAAUCGAAGCCAGAGUGCCCAGAGGAAAUCAAACAUUGGAUACAAGCUAUGGAAGUGUCCAGCGCUAAGCUUAGGCAUAAGAAUUAGAUUUAUUACAAAUUGUCAUCGAUAUAAAUCGUUAGAUGGGCGUUCUUUAAUAUGGAGGGCCAUAUUAAAGAACGCUCAAUUUUAUGUCAUUACCCAAAGACGUACACGCACAUCUUAUCUUAGUACGUAACAAGCGCAUGCUGUGGGUGGACGUGGACUUAAUAAAAUAUUUACUGUUUUUUUCUUAUUUUAAUCCCUUAAUUAUGCCUUCGUGUUAAUUUUGGAAGUAUAAAAAUAAAAGCCACAAUAUGAAUAACUAGCGGACGCCCGCGACUUCGUCCGCGUAAAAAUUGAUGUAAACUUCUCUCCCCCUACCCUAACCCUACCCGUACCCUAUCCUACCCUACCCCUACCUUACUCCUACCCUACCGCUAACGCUAACCCUACCCGUACCCUAUCCAUACCCUAUCCUACCCUACCCCUACCUUACUCCUACCCUACCGCUAACCCUAACCCUUCCCUACCCCUACCUUACCCCUACCCUAACCUUACCCUACCUUACCCUACCCUACCCCUUUCCUACUCCUCCCCUACCCUAUACCUUCCAUAUCCUUCCACUACCUCUACCUUGCCCCUACCCUAUCCUACACUUUCCCUAAAUUACCCCUACCCUACCUCUAUCCUACCCCUUCCCUACCCCUAUCCUAUCUCUACCCUCAGCAAAAUUGAUCCAGCCUUUUGAGCGUGGUGCAAUGACCAAAAGACUAUAAUUUCCCAAGCGACUUCUAUGCUAAUACUAUAAAGAGCUAAAGUUUGUGUGGUUGUCGGGGGUAAUCUCUGGAUCUACUGGACCGAUUUGGAAAAUUCUUUUACCAAUAGAAAGCUACAUUAUUUGCGAGUGUCAUAGGCUAUGUUUGGUCCUCAUAUUCACACGGGAACGGGAACCACGUAACUGAAACCGCGGGGCGUCAUAUAGCGGCAUUUCUACGACUUUCAGAAAUUUUGUAUUAUCUCCGAAACUAUAAAACUAAUUAACAUACUGUAAAGGGCAAAUCUUAUCUCUAUAAUAUCCUUGUGAUUAUUAAAUAAUUUAUUUUGAUAAGGAUUUAAGUUUAGUUGUGUAAAUAAUGACGUAAACCUUAGUUAAAAUUAUAAAUAAUUUAUUAAAGUACUAAAGGUACUAUAUCUGCUAAAAUAUAAAAGAUAGAUAUAUGGUGUCGCGGACUUUUUUGUAGAACUUUUAAAGGUUCAAAAAGCCUCCAUACAUCAAUUUCAGUUAUACGCAAUGGUUGAGGCAGCGCAUGCGAAUAAGUAAGUUUUUCGGUCCGACCUGUAAGAGAAAACCCGCGAUAACUCAGUAGUUAUAUAUGACAGAAAUAUAAAAUAUAGCCUAUAGCACUCCCCGAUAACGUAGCAUUCUACUGGUGAAAGAAUUUUUAAAAUCGGACCAGUAGUUCCGAAGAUUACCCCAUUUCAAAGAAUUGUUACAAACUUACAAACUUACAAACUUUACCUCUUUAUAAUAUUAUAUAGAUAUAGAUAUAGAUAUAGAUAUAGAUAUAGAUGAGAAAUGUGUUACGAGUGAUGACGUACACAAUUCCGCGACGCGUUGAGGCCCAUCUAACGAUCUACGAUCGAUGCCAAUUGUGAUAUGAAAGACCUGGAGAACUUGAAACUGUGACAUACUUUUCUGUUCCAAUAACGUAGUGAUUAAUACAAUAUUCUGUUUGAUGUUCACUUCAAAUUGAUCUACAGCAUUAUUUAUUUUAUUAGGAUAACUAACAGCUGAUACAGUGUCACGUGUAAUAAUUUACAUUAAAAUAGAUAUUGCACAGCUAAUUAUUAAAAGUUAUCACAGUUUAGACUAAUUAAUAUCAUGUUUUGUCAAUACUACAGUUGUCAGAAAUGAAAUGAAAUGAAUCAGAUAGAAAGGCGUUUUUUAUUAAGUAAAUAAUUAAAAUACCUUAAUAGUUCAUCAUUAUAAUUUAGGUAAUAAAUCAUAUUUAUUGAAUACAAUCUAUGUAAAAUAAUCUCUAACACUGUGUUUUUUUAAUUGUUCACUCGCAACGAAUUAAGACAAAAUAUUACUUUUGGCUCAGACUCA
Molecule: messenger RNA, 3079 nt
Organism: Bicyclus anynana (squinting bush brown)
Lineage: Eukaryota; Metazoa; Arthropoda; Insecta; Lepidoptera; Nymphalidae
Product: protein THEM6
Exons: 3
Coding region: 433-1035 (200 amino acids)
Source: RefSeq, a predicted model, not a curated record